GAACCUCUCAGUCUCACAAACAAUCUCAACUCACAUUCUCUCAGUGAAUCGAAAUCAAAAGUAGAAAAUCUUAAAAGCCCCAGAAACUCAGAAAUGGCUCGUACCAAGCAAACGGCUCGCAAAUCCACCGGAGGAAAAGCUCCAAGGAAGCAACUGGCGACAAAAGCGGCGAGGAAAUCAGCUCCGGCAACCGGAGGAGUCAAGAAGCCGCACAGAUUCCGUCCAGGAACGGUCGCGUUGAGAGAGAUCAGGAAGUACCAGAAGAGCACAGAGCUUCUGAUCCGUAAGCUUCCGUUCCAGAGAUUGGUUCGUGAGAUCGCUCAGGAUUUCAAGACGGAUCUGAGGUUCCAGAGCAGUGCGGUCGCGGCUCUUCAGGAAGCAGCUGAGGCUUAUUUGGUCGGACUCUUUGAGGACACUAACCUUUGCGCGAUCCACGCCAAGAGAGUUACCAUCAUGCCUAAGGAUAUUCAGCUUGCAAGGAGGAUCAGAGGAGAGAGGGCAAACCAAGGACCUCUCCAGACUUCUUCAUCAAUAUUCACAAAUCAACACACCUCGAGAAAAACAAACAUUUGUUUUAAGUUGAUUCAUUUCGAAAUGGCUCGUACUAAGCAAACCGCUAGGAAAUCCACCGGAGGCAAAGCACCAAGGAAGCAGCUCGCGACCAAGGCUGCAAGGAAGUCAGCUCCCGCCACCGGAGGAGUCAAAAAGCCGCACAGAUUCCGUCCCGGAACCGUUGCCUUGAGAGAGAUCAGGAAGUACCAGAAGAGCACCGAGCUUCUGAUCCGCAAGCUCCCAUUCCAGCGUCUGGUUCGUGAGAUUGCUCAGGAUUUCAAGACGGAUCUGAGGUUCCAGAGCAGCGCCGUCGCGGCUCUUCAGGAAGCAGCUGAGGCUUACCUUGUUGGUUUGUUUGAAGACACUAACCUCUGCGCGAUUCACGCCAAGAGGGUUACAAUCAUGCCUAAGGAUAUCCAACUCGCCAGAAGAAUCAGAGGUGAAAGAGCUUGAAGACUCUCUCUGGUUACGCUAUCUCUUGCUUAUGGUUUAAUUAGUCUAUGUGCACUCUAUUUCUGGGAUUUGGUUCGCGUUUAGCUUGGUGGUUCUUGUAAUAAUAAGCUUGGUGCUUGGAUCGUUUUUUUUUAUUUUCAGUUUGUUAGGUGCUUUUGUUUAGUUAGCCUUGAAGGUGUUCGAUCUCUUGUUUAAUAUAACUUAUUUGCCCAUCUGUUU
Molecule: messenger RNA, 1224 nt
Organism: Camelina sativa (false flax)
Lineage: Eukaryota; Viridiplantae; Streptophyta; Magnoliopsida; Brassicales; Brassicaceae
Product: histone H3.2
Cellular component (GO): nucleosome
Molecular function (GO): DNA binding; structural constituent of chromatin; protein heterodimerization activity
Source: RefSeq, a predicted model, not a curated record